Messenger RNA from Drosophila melanogaster (fruit fly), 1314 nucleotides. RefSeq names its product elongator complex protein 6 (gene Elp6). The record is from RefSeq and is marked reviewed. The transcript is spliced from 2 exons. Gene Ontology annotation, cellular component: elongator holoenzyme complex; nucleus; spindle. Gene Ontology annotation, biological process: tRNA wobble uridine modification. NCBI's taxonomy places the organism in Eukaryota, Metazoa, Arthropoda, Insecta, Diptera, Drosophilidae. Bases 282 to 1037 code for a protein of 251 amino acids.
UUUUUUUUUGUGAGUGUCCCCAUGCGCUCUGAACUCGAAUGAGGUCUGCUCUUUAUCGCGCGGUCAAGGCGGGCAAUUCGGAAGUGUUUUGGCACUGGGACUGUCACCGGGAUACGGGGACUUGAUUCUCGACGCCGGAGCGGGAUCGACUGGGUUAGUCAGUGGUUGGCGGUCAGCGGGGCGACACUGCGAGAGAGAGCGAGAGCGGGAGAAAGCGGUACGCGAGCGGUACACCCAUUGAGUCGAGCGUCAACAUUAAACAACUGGUACUGAUCGAAACAAUGGCCACCUCAGUCCUGCUAGCCUGUGGACUCAAUGAGCAGAAAUUGCCAGGAUUUGUCCACAUCAGCGAGGAGUCCAAUGUGGAUGCCAGCUUUUUGAUCAGCUGCGUUUUGGGUCAGAGAUUGCGCAUCUCAAAUGCUGGAACUCUGCUCGUCUGUUUGCAGCAUCACUACCAGCAUUAUUUUAAUGCUGGCAUGAGGUUGGGCUAUAAUACGAACAUUUUCCAGGGGAAAACUCUGGGUGUUAUCGAUGUUCUGAGCGACAUGGCCGGCGAGGGAUUGGCUUCCAAAUGGCUAACGAAUACCGAGGGUCAGACAUUAACCGACCAGCUAGUAGAGGAUAUUCGCGCCCAGGUGGAGAGGAACUAUGCCAGUCGCAACUCAUAUACGGUUCUGAUCGACAAUCUGUCCAUAUUGUUCAAUUUGGGAGCAAGCAAGCUGCAGGUUCAGCAGUUCUGCCAGGACCUGGCUGCGCUAGGCAAGGAGCGCGAAAAGCUGACGGUGAUCACCAAGCUCAGCAACAGCGACAUCUACCAGCUGACGGACAACAAUGUCGCCAAGCUCGGUCAGGUGCGCAUCCAGGUGUUGCGUUUAAAGAGCGGUGUCUUCCGUGAGGUGGAUGGCAAGCUGCUAAUCGAACGCGUUCUGGACGAAGGAAACUAUGCCUGCGAGGAGACACGCAAGGAGGUGCUCUACAAGGUCAACGAUCGCAACGUCAAGGUCUUUGCACCCGGCGAAAUUGGGGUCAAAGUCUAAAGGCUGCAUAAGCUCAAAUAAUUGUAUGAAUUUUAAUAAAGCCAUUUUUUGUAUAUUCCAAACAUAGCCAGUCAAAGGUUUCAUAUUGCGUCGGAAUAUACAGUGCUUGUUUCAAAUUUUGAAAUGGUAAAUCAAGCGAUUAGACUUGUAAUUGGAACCAUAUUUUAGUUAUAUUUUUGCAAAUAUGUCAUUCUGUUUCCUAGGCUAGAUGUAGGAAUUAAAAUUAAUUUAAAUUUAAAUUAAAAAAAAUUAAAUUUAAUUUAAAUUUGUUAAAAGG